AGGUGUGUAUAGAAAUAUGUCGUGUGAACUCUCCAUCCAGAAACAACUGCUCUCAAUAAUGGACAGUUUAGUCUCAUCUAUAGUGACAGAAAUUUGUCAACUUGAUAUUUUUCAGUCAAAACUUCAAAAUGGAAAUACAGAAACUGAUAUUAAAUUGAAGAAUCUGACAGCUGCUAUAAGGAAAAUGACAAACUCAACAGCUGAACACAUCUGCAGAAUCCUUCAGAAAGCAUUAACUGGACCAAGAAAAGAUCUUACACAAGCAGAUAAACUAAACAACGGCAUAGAACAGCGGUCUGCUGGGAAGGGAAGACCACUUAAAACUCAGUACCCCAAUAUCCAAGAUGAGGAACAUAUCGAAGAAGGAAACCAGGAAUAUGUCACCUCAUACGAGUCAGGAACCACAUCUGGUGAAGAUCUUCCUCAGACUGUCGAAGAAGAGCCUGAGUUUAGAUUUGAAGAUGCAUUUGGCCAUGAAGAGGAACAAGUAGAGUGUCAAUCCUCUGUUGUUUAUGAAUCAGUAGAACCAGAAGAAUCUGAAUCUGUACACCAUCAAAGAGAAGGACCAAACCAACCAAACUGCAAAGAUGAAUCAAAAGACAUUUCAGUCCAGUUAAACAUAGACACACUGUAUGUACGCGAGAUUACUGAAACAGGAUUCGAUGCAACUCCAGACACUACUGAAGAAGUGCAACUGGAUGCAGAAGAUGAGCAGAAGACAUGCAGAACCUGUGGAAAGACCUUCACCUACCUCAAUAACCUCAGAAGACACCAGCAGAAGUUCCACAGUGGAGAAACAUCUUACGUUUGCCAAGAGUGCGGAGAGCAUUUCGGCAGCAGACGCCUCCUCCAGAUCCACUGGAGAGUCCACAAGGUGGAAAAACCUCACAAAUGCACACUCUGCGAGAAGACAUUUCGCUUGCCAAACCACUUGAGGAACCACAUGAUGAGUCAUGGUAGUGAGAGACCAUUCACCUGUUCCACAUGUGGUAAGAGCUUCACGUUGAUGAGCAUCCUCAAAUCUCAUGAGCGAACACAUGGUGGUGAGAAGAACUUUGUCUGCUUGCAGUGCGGUUCCCGGUUCCUCACCAAGUCUUACCUGGACUACCAUCAGCGAGUUCACACUGGUGAAAAGCCAUACCCGUGCAAACACUGUGGGAAGAGCUUCGCUCAAAAGAGCAACCUCAAGGCACACGAAAGGCUGCACACAGGUGAACAACCCUUCAGAUGCGAGGACUGCGGCAAAAGCUUUGUACACGCCAACACCUUCAAAUCCCACAAACAGCUCCACACGGGAGUCAAAGCAUUUUGCUGUGAGCUCUGCGGGAAGGGUUUUCGACGAGGAACACAUCUCAAGACUCAUCUACUGACGCAUUCUGGAGACAAACCAUUUAGUUGUGACAUAUGCGAGAAGUCUUUCACCCUCAAGGGCUCUCUGAAGACACACAAGCUCACUCAUACAGGACAGAAGAGUUACGCUUGUAACGUCUGCAGUAAACAGUUUACUCAGGCCAGCUCGCUAGCAAAACACAGACGGGUUCACACGGGAGAGAAGCCGCAUCGCUGCGGAAACUGUGGCAGGUCUUUCUCUCAAAGCAGCCAUCUUAACUACCACUUGAAGGUUUGUCACUCUGGGACAAAAAGUUCAGCUAGCUCUAAUGUGGAAGAGAACUAAUCUGUACCUUUUUUGAUUAAACGCAACUGUGCUCUAA
Megalobrama amblycephala (Wuchang bream) is the source of this 1712-nucleotide messenger RNA. RefSeq names its product zinc finger protein OZF-like. Gene Ontology annotation, biological process: regulation of transcription by RNA polymerase II. The record is from RefSeq and is a predicted model, not a curated record. The transcript has 5 exons. Bases 17 to 1675 code for a protein of 552 amino acids. NCBI's taxonomy places the organism in Eukaryota, Metazoa, Chordata, Actinopteri, Cypriniformes, Xenocyprididae. Gene Ontology annotation, molecular function: DNA-binding transcription factor activity; RNA polymerase II cis-regulatory region sequence-specific DNA binding.